GGGGUCAGCGAGCGAGAGAGGCGACGAAGCUGCAUGAAUUUGGCACCAUUUCCCCCGCCCGGAGCCUCGUACCAGCCACAGAGCCUAUGCCUGGGCCACAACAAUGAAUUCUCUCCGAAAAUGGUUCUAUAGACCACGGAAAGAUGAUCCGUCACUUAUGGCCCAGUUUUAUUAUGCUGACGAUGAGCUAAAUAUGAUCGCAGCAGAACUGGAUAGCUUCGAUGGCAGGAAAGAUCCAGAAAGAUGUACUGCUCUAGUCAACCAGCUGCGGCAAUGUCAGGACAGGGUCCUGAACAUUUGUGUGGAGAUGAUGGAUGAGGUUAUUCCCAAUGAGCGGGCAAGUCGUGACUUCCGUGUCAAGUUCCCCGAUGAUGUCAUGCAGGAAAACUUGGCAGGACAGCUCUGGUUUGGGGCUGAGUGUCUGGCAGCAGGCAGCAGCAUCAUGAACAGGGAGGCUGAAAGUUCUCGCAUGAGGCCCCUAGCAAAGGCAGUUACCAAGACCAUAGAAACCGUUAGAAAUCUGCUCAGGGAACAGUGCCUGAAGCCCAUGCCAGAAUAUACUGAGAAGAUCCGUGAAUCGCUUAAGAUCUUUGACCGACUGUUUGCGGAGUUUGAGCUGAGCUAUGUGAGUGCCAUGGUGCCUGUGAAGAGUGUGGAGGAACAUGACGUGCAACAGAAUGUGGUGGUGCUGUUCUCAGAGACAGUCCAGAGGGCACUGCGAAUUGGCUUGGCCUCACAGGAUCAGAUUGAUGACUAUGAUCCAGCUCUGAUGUUCACCAUCCCACGCCUGGCCAUUGUAGCUGGCUUGGUGAUGUUUCCUGAUGGGCCCCUAAAUCUUGACCGUGAACCCCGGAAUUUGUCAGAGCUUUUCCGUCCCUUUAGGACACUACUAACCAAAAUCCGAGAACUGCUAUGGACCAUGAGUGCAGGGGAAUUGGCUGCCCUUGAGAAAGCUCUGUGCUCUAUCGAUGAGCCUGACACUUCCCUGCCACAGGUGUCUGAGGAGAGUUUUCCAAGUAGUGCUUACGGCCAGGCUGCCUUCACUUCAGAAUUUGUUCAGAAGUUCUAUGCGAACUAUCCCUCAUGCAAAUACCUCACCCCUGAGCUCAGCUCACUCUAUCAGCCAGGCAAGAAAAUGGACCGCUGUGAGAGAAAAAGGGAACGUACCUCUGGCAAGAGCAGUGGAUCACGCUCCAAGAUGAGGCAGGAGAGGCAGAGUGAGAAGUUCCUGGCCCGGCUGAAUCCCACUGCCGAGGAACGGCCAAGGGCGAGGCGGAGGUCCCGUCGCAGCCACCACCAUAGGCAUCACCAUAACCCAGCACCACUUCCUCCCCCAGACAGUGAUAGUGGGGAGGAGCACCAGUCCCAUCACCGGCGUCAUACACGGACAUUGACCCACCAUUCCCACAGCCAGAUCCCACAGCCUCCACCUCCUCCAUAUGACCAGCACCACCAGCCUCACCCAGACCAGCAUCACACGCCCCACCCACCACAGCGUCAUCAACGCUCACGCCGCUCAAGACACCAGCCUGUCACCCACAUCAAAACCAUUGCCUGCUCCUGUGGCACAGUCAGCCAGUAUGAAAGUUCAUACUAUGAGGCCCACGACCCACACCACCACCAUGACAUGCACUAUGGCAACCUUCAGGCUCAAGCUCCAAAUGGUGAGGAAGGAGAGCCAAAUGUGAUGCAAGAGGAGGGUAGAAACACCUCCACCAACUGUGAUUCCUCCCAUGGAACUGAUCAGACUGAGAUCACCUGGAGUGAGGCUGGCCCUUCAUACACAGGAGAUCAUAUAACAGAGGUGUCUCUUAACUUUGACACUCAGGCUACUGGCCAAGACACUGAGGAUCUUGCAAAAUCAGCAGCAAACAUGAGUGUCCAAGAUGUCUCAGAGAGCUCAAGAAUAGAUUGCUCGAUAUGUGGAAUGUCGCAGUCUUGCUCAUGUGAUAACCAAAUUGUUAACAGUUCAGACAGACAAUUAGAUCUAGAUAAUACGAGAGGGGAAUUGCCCACUGUGUUAGAAUGUGAUGCUCAACAGUCAGCACUGAACCAAAGCAAUCCACCUUCCACCAGCCACAAACUGGAAACAGAGACUGAGGAAGGUCUUCAUGUUACAGAGAUAGCAUCUGAAGACUGUGUUCCAACAUCAGAUAGUGUAAAUGUUGAGCAUGACCACACAGAUGCCCACGUCCCCAAUACAAGUUCCUGUUCAGUCCCAGAAGACGCAGCCAGUCCCAAGAGUGGAGCUUGUUCCAGCGGCUCAACAUCCCCCUACAACUCUGGUGCUGAGGAUGAUGAGGAGGUGGCUCUAGCUCUACAGGCAGCAGAAGUUGCUGCCACUUGGAGGGCAAGGGCAAGAUUUUCAGAUUCUCAAGACUUGAUCCAUCGGUUAUUUGUCUGCAUCUCUGGUGUUGCAGAUCAGCUUCAAACAAAUUAUGCCAGCGACUUACGCAAAAUCUUAAAGUGCGUGUUCUUGAUGAACCAGAGCCCUCUUGAGGAGUCCCCCAAGAGUGAGCACAGUGACCAGCCAGAAUGGUCUGUUGCCACGCAGGACCAGGACCACAGCACAGAGGACUCCAAUGGAGGCAAUGAUUCUGAACGGCUGAGUGUGGAGAGUGCAGAAGAUGCCCUCGUGGUCAUCGGAAGCCCAGAGCAUUGUGAUGACUCGGCUGGGGAGCCUCCAGAUACCCAGCCAGUGGAAGACUCUCCCCCCACCUCUCCUCCAUCUUCACCUUUAGCCAUUCCUCCGUCCAUUCCCUUCCCCCUCAUGUCCCCUACAUCUCCAUCCCCCCCACUGUCUUCCACAGGGACAGUAAUUCAGCCACCACACAUGUCCUCGGCAGACAUUACUGACUCUCACUCGUCGACCAUCCUGGCCUCCUCCCCUCCUGUGUGUCCUCCGUCCGUGCAGGUCCCAGCGGCCAUCUUCAAUGACCAUGCACUCCUGCAGUUCUCAGAAGUGACUCAGGCAACCAUUCCUCCAAAUGUGGAUUUGCUCUCUUCUCCUCAAGUGCAUUAUACAGAGUCAUUUGGGCUUAUACCUGAGCCAUUCCCAAGGUCACAACAGGAGCAGCCUGCCUCAGUGAGAGAGAACAUUGAUGGGGCACCCUUGAGCAGCCCAGCAGAGCGUGGGAGUGACAGUGGGCGCCGAAGGCCAAGGGUGCAAGAGCCACCUGCCUGGGUGCCUGAUCAGCAGGCUCCAAGAUGCAUGGCAUGUGGAGCAGCUUUCACUAUGGUCCGUAGAAGACAUCACUGCAGAAAUUGUGGAAAGGUGUUUUGUGCACACUGCAGCCAGCAUGCAGUUCCUCUUCCACACUACGGUAUCUGGAAAGCAGUGAGAGUGUGCAAUGUUUGCUUCCUGUACUAUGUCACAUUCUCCACUGAGACCCCCACUCCUGCAUCCUGACCCCCUCAUGCUGCUGAUCAACUGGAGCCUCACUGCCAUCCGCACCGUUUGUGCCAUCAGUAUCAGCAAGAUCACUGAUUCCAAACACGGUUUUGGUAAUGUGAUCAGCUUAUUUCUGCAAGUCUCCUCAUAUUGGGUUUUCCUUAUUUACUACUAACAUAAAACUCAUUGACAUCAACCACUAGAGGGAACUAUGUUGUCUUAAGUGACCAAUGCAACACCAACACUGUUCCAUCACCUGUGUGUUCCCGUCUCCUCUUUUCCAUUGACAGUUGAUUCUCAGGAGUCACUCAAUUGACAACAACUGUGCCAUCUCAUACCAUAAACUUUUAUAUGGUUAUGGAAUGCUGGUUGCAGCUUGGUGAAGAGAGUAUGGAUGAUCACCCAUUAGUUUAGUUGAAACAUCAUCAGUAAUAUACAUUACCAGCAUCUUAGCCUCAAGUUGAUGCCUUAUUCUUUACAAAUUUUAGGAAACCAUGGGUGUCUUGCAAUACAUACCUUAACUGGCACAUAAUGAACAAAUAUCUGUGUAGGAAGAUAUUGUUGGAAGUAGCAGGCAUGUUUACAGUACUGGAUACUGUGUAUCCAUUAAGACUUCACCAUGAGUUUUUUUUCUUUUACUUCAGAUAACUUUUCAAUAGACAGAGAUGACUAACAUGUCAGUAGUACAUGCCUCCAUGGCAUGAUUUUAGAAAUAAAGUUUCCUUUAGUUUAUGUAUGUAUAUGAUGCCUAUGUAUGUGUGAGUAUGUUGUGUAUAUAGCUCUAUAGAUAUAUAUAUAUAUGAUUACUUCCCCCAUCAUCUGUCUUCAUUUUGCAAAAGCUUAUCAAGUUUCGUGAGUUUUUUAUGUGUUGAGAGUGAAAGAGAAUCUGCCAGCCAUUCAAUGUUCAGAUUGCUGAGAAAAAUAAAAGUAUAAAAAAAUAUAGCUGGUAGAAUUAUGAAUAACGACAGGUAUUAUAUUGGCCAAUACAUGUUUGAUGAGCUCAUAGACUUACAUAAAUGGAAGUGACAGUAGCAGAAGAUUUUAAAUUCUGAGUUUUUGAUUUGUGUUCAAAUGGCAGUCAAUAGUAGCAAAAGUAGUUGGUUCAUGACAGUAUUCAAGCUGUCACCAAAGGAAUCUCUACUGCACCUGCUUCAUCUUUCUGUUUUCAGAGAGAAACCUUAUAGUUCUUGGUCCAUUGCUGCUUGGUUUAACUUCAUUUUAUGCUAGUCAAGAGUUUCCUAAUCCUGUCUAGCCUUCACUGUUCUUCAGGUACAUUGUAUUGCAGUCUGUAAUUUUCCUCCUCCUUUGUCAAGAACAUUUUCUUUCAUUAGGUUUCACAAUGAUUAAGUAAACUUGUACAAAUGUGCAUACAUGUACAUGCACUCCCAAACGUGUAAAUGCACAAAUAAAGACAGGCAAAAAAAAAUUCAAACAGACACAAACACAUUUGUACAGACACAUACACCUCAUUGUACAUAUGAUAUAAUGCAAUUAUGUUCAUAGCAAUUUAUUUCACUUUGUGAUAUGUACUGAAGGUAAGAAAGGAAAUAGUUUUGCUUAUAUUUUUCUCUGUAGAUUGAAAACUUUCAGAUGCUUGUUAAGGACUUGAAAUAGAGUAUGUUUACUACUGCUGUGAAUGCUUUGUCAUAUGACAUGAGUGUGGAAGAUUGAGCAAAUGAUCUGUUAAGUUAUAAGAACAAUGGUACAGGAAAAAGUGACUUGAUCACUCCUUGGCAGUGAGAAUCAGUAUAUUAAACAGUUAGAUUUUAUUUGGUAUGUGCAACAGAAUAAAUGGCAUACUUUGUUUACCUAGGCUUUGUAUCAAGAAUGAAAGGUGUUUAAACAAAGUGUUGGCUCAUGCUUUGUUUAACCAGCCUUGUAUUGUGAUAUUUACUUAGUAUGACCAGGUCAUUUCCUAGUAUUGGCAUGCACAUAUGAUUAUUAUUGUUAAGCAUUAGUUUGUAUUUGUAUGAGGUCACAUCAUAGCAUGUUUGUGAUUUCUGAUGAUAAUGUAAUGCCCACUUGGAUACAUACUGUUUGUGUCAAGUACUGUCAAGUACAAAUCCUUGUGGAGGCACUUCUAAAUUGCUUAAUGACAGUCAUGUGACUGGAAUGACUCUGGAGGCCAAGUGAUCUGAGACUGAUUUAAAAUAUCUAGUCUUUUGAGUUGAAUCCUGGCUUUUGCUACAUUCAGAAAUCUCUAUGAAUCCAUUCAUGGUAUAGUUAGUGGUUGGUUCUUGCAAGAAAUCAUAAAGUUUUGAUAAAGGUCUUCCUCCUCCUCUUCCUCCCCCCCUUCUCUCUUUGUUUCUUUUUUCUUUGUCUUUUAUUCCUUACUACUGUAGACAAAGAAUAC
Molecule: messenger RNA, 5744 nt
Organism: Penaeus indicus
Lineage: Eukaryota; Metazoa; Arthropoda; Malacostraca; Decapoda; Penaeidae
Product: lateral signaling target protein 2-like
Exons: 12
Coding region: 104-3409 (1101 amino acids)
Cellular component (GO): early endosome membrane
Molecular function (GO): metal ion binding
Source: RefSeq, a predicted model, not a curated record